Messenger RNA from Nycticebus coucang (slow loris), 447 nucleotides. RefSeq names its product translocon-associated protein subunit alpha-like. The record is from RefSeq and is a predicted model, not a curated record. Gene Ontology annotation, cellular component: endoplasmic reticulum. The transcript has a single exon. Bases 30 to 347 code for a protein of 105 amino acids. NCBI's taxonomy places the organism in Eukaryota, Metazoa, Chordata, Mammalia, Primates, Lorisidae.
CUGAAGUCCAUGACCAUGGCUCAUUAGUAAUGGCUCAAGAUCUUAUGGAGGAUGAAGAAACAGUGGAAGAUUCCAUAAUUGAGGUUGAAGAUGAUGAAGCUGAGGUUGAAGAAGAUGAAUCCACAGAUUUGGCAGAAGAUAGAGAGGAAGAAGAUGUAUCUGGUGAACCUGAAGCUUCACCAAGUGCAGAUACAACUAUCCUAUUUGUAAAAGGAGAAGAUUUUCCAGCAAAUAACAUUGUGAAGUUCCUGGUAGGCUUUACAAACAAGGUGCCACCCCAGAGACAAGCAACUUUUGAGUACUCCUUCAUUCCUGCAGAGCCCAUGGGGGCCGACCCUUUGGUCUAGUCAUCAAUCUCAACUAUAAAGAUUUGAAUGGCAAUGUAUUCCAAGAUGUAGUCUUCAAUCAAAUUGUUACAGUUAUUGAAAGAGAAGAUGGGUUAGAUGG